Molecule: messenger RNA, 2370 nt
Organism: Closterium sp. NIES-65
Lineage: Eukaryota; Viridiplantae; Streptophyta; Zygnematophyceae; Desmidiales; Closteriaceae
Source: the annotation of a GenBank genome assembly
AUGGCGAAGGGCGGCCCCUUUGCCCCACUCGACGGUGCCCGCAGCCCCUUUUCCCUGCUUGUGUUCGCCUCGAUAUGCACCGCGUUCACUGGACUGCAGGACGUGUUCCUGGCGGCGUGGCUGCAGCAGCUGCUGACGCUCCGCUUCUUCUCCGCGGCGCGCGUGGGCGACCGGCCGUGGCGGGACGUCGUUGCACUCACCGUCGUCGUUAUCGCAACGCAGGCAUGCGGCACGACAGUGGCGUACGGAAACUACACCUUGAGCUUGGCGGCCAACAUCGUCGCCUCCUGCCAUGUCGCGGUUGCCAACGUGCUGCCAUGUCUUGCUGACUCGCUCUUCCGCUUCACCUACAGUGUCCCUCCUCCCUCCCUCUCUCCCUCUCUCCCUCUGUCCCCCUCCCUCCCUCUCCCUCUCCCUAUCACCCUUUGGUCCACUGCCCACCUCUUUCUACUCGCUCCAAAGUCACUUCUGCCCUCCUGCACCCCUCUCCCUUUCCUCCCGCUCCCCUCCCCCCACCGCAGGCGCUCACCACACCUGCAUCCGCUCGUCUUCCCCCUCGUCUCCGCCUCUAUCUGGAGCUUCCUCUCGCUGCUCUCCCCCUUUGGCGCCUUAGCCCACCCGUUCUACUCGCUGUGCACCCUGCUGCCGCUCGUGCAAGCCACGUCAUUUGUGGGCAUGGAUGGUGUCCUGCUGCUGGUGGACUGGUUGGUGGCGGGUAUUCACCAGAUGAUGUGCGAGGGGGAUGCGGCGGGGAUGGGCGAGGAAGGGUGGAGCCGGGGUCGGAGAGGGGGUGGGAGUGGGGGUGAGGUUGGGGAGGAGGGGGGCGGGAGAGGGGAAGAGCAUAUGAGGUGUCCUGGGGAGGGGGAGAGGGAGAAGGGUAGAAGUCAAGUGUUUGGUGAGGCCUGCAGCGGUGUUAGUGCAGUGAGGAAUGGAGUAGUAGGAGGAGAAGGGGCAGGUGCGGUAAGGGGAAGAGGUGCAGUUGGGGGAAACAACAGGCUCGGGGUAGGCAGCAGCGGGAGGGGCCAUGUUGGAAUAAGUGUGGCACUGCUGGUGGUGCUGAUGGCUGCCGGGUCAGCGCGAGAGAUUGUGUUCUCAUCCAGAUUCUACCAGCAGCUGGUAGGAGCACCCAUCAUGCCCUCCGUCCCUGUCUCCUGCAUCAUCCUGCAAGCCCCCACCGAAGCCAUCCCUCCCAGGGAUCCGGAAUCGAUCCACCUGCUUUCUGCUGCUGCUAAUGCCUCCACGUCUUUGCCCACGCUCUCCGUGCUGAAGGGAUACGGGGGAGAAGGGGAGAAGUGCAGGGGGCAGGGAGAGUGUCAACAGGGGCGGAAUGGAGAUGCAGAAGGGGCAGUAUAUGCAGCAGCAGUAGGGGAAGGAGCAACUGGAAGAGCAAAAACAGCAGAUGGGGUAGGAGAAGCAGCAGCGCCGGCGAAAGGGACGUGGGAGGAAUGGGAGGCGCGGCGUGUGUCAGGCAUAGCACGGGUGAUGCAGCAGACGCAGCAGAGAGCGAGUGCAGGCGAUGCGUUGAUCCUGUGGUCAGAGGCUACAAUCAUUCUGCUGUACGACCAUGAGGAGGACAAGCUCCUGGCUGACCUCUCUGCCUUAGCCAUCGCUGCCAGGGCCAGCCGCACUGCCGCCGCUGCUGGGGAUGCUGCAGCUUCACCAGUCCUUGGGCCAUACCUGGGCGUUUCAUACGUGAAGCUCAUCACCUUCGUCCCGGAAAUCUUCAUCAACACGUUUGUCCUCAUCGACCCCAGCGGCGCCCACAUCCUGCACUACAACAAGUCGCACCUCUUUCCCUCUGUGGAGGCGGACGUCCUGCCGGGCUCCGGCUCCCUACCUGUGGUGGACACAGAAUUAGGGAGAAUGUCCGUGGCCAUCUGCCUUGACAUGCAGUUCCCUGCACUCAUCCGCCAGGCCGGCAGACAAGGAGUGGACAUUCUGCUGGAGCCCAGCUGGUCGUGGGGCGCCACAGGCCACCUGCUUUCUGAUGGAGACGCAGUGAGAGCGGCAGAGAAUGGCCUCACUCUUCUGCGUUGCUGCUCCGUUGGGGUUUCAGGAGUCGUGUCUCCUCACUACCGCACCCUUGCUGCACGGGAAGGGCUAUCUUCUGGGACGCUCUCAAUGAACCUGCCCCGCCUGCCCCAUGCCCCAGCACUCUACCCCUUCAUUGGCCUACCCAUCUCCCUCCUCCUCCUCUCCCUCACCCUCCUUGCAACAUUUCUUGCCGUUUGUCCCGCCCUUAUAAAAUUCCUUUUUGUCACCCCACCCUGCUCGUUGCUGCCUCACCCUCUCUGGUUGGCUGGGCAGCAGGGGGAGGGGGAGAGGGAGAAGGGGCAGAGCAGUGGAGAGGGUAUAGAUAGUGAUACAUGA